Messenger RNA from Aspergillus udagawae, 2172 nucleotides. RefSeq names its product putative PKS/NRPS-like protein biosynthetic cluster. Gene Ontology annotation, molecular function: iron ion binding; monooxygenase activity; heme binding. The record is from RefSeq and is a predicted model, not a curated record. Lineage: Eukaryota; Fungi; Ascomycota; Eurotiomycetes; Eurotiales; Aspergillaceae. The transcript has 6 exons. Bases 1 to 2172 code for a protein of 723 amino acids.
AUGGAAGUUUUAGCGCCAUCGUCGUUCAAGGCAUACGCCGCAUACCUCGUGAUUCCGGGACUUGCUGGAAUUCCCGGCCCUGGAAUUGCCAAAUGGACUCGUCUCUGGAGGUUACACAGUGUGUGGAAGGCCGAUGACCACAAUACAGCCAUUGACCUGCAUCGCAAGCAUGGACCUCUGGUCCGCAUUGGUCCGAAACACAUAUCUGUUGGAGACUCCAGUGCUAUUCGGAUAAUCUACGGUCUCAACAAGGGUUUCACAAAGACCGGCUUCUAUCCCAUCCAGUGCAUAUCAUGGAACAAAAAGCCCCAGAUGAACCUUUUCUCCACCUGCGACGAGAUGUUCCAUCGUGAAACAAAAGCGCCCACCACCUACGAUCUCGUUACAUACCUUGAUCACACCCUGAGUUCAGUCGUCGACCUGGGAAUGUGGCUGCAAUACUACGCCUUUGACGUGGUCGGGGAAUUUACCUUUGCCAAGAAGCUCGGCUUUCUGCAGGAGGGAAAUGAUGUCGACGGCAUGAUUGAAGCGAUUCAGGGGAAGCUGCUUUACGCUAGCGUGUGUGGGCAGAUCCCCGAGGCUCACCUGCUGCUACUGGGAAAUCCUCUUUUUCCGGUGUUCAUGCCCAGCAUGGAGACAUGGAAUCAUGUCUUGAAUCUUACGCUCAAGGCCAUCAAUUCGCGAGCAUCGCUGCAGCGAGACGGCGAGCUCGAUUCCGGGGAGAAGCCCGAAGCAGGGAAGGACAUGCUGUCCAGGUGGAUGGCCAUCCAUGCGUCUGAUCCGGAGAAGCUUUCUACCCGGGAUGUCAUUGUCCAUCUUUCGACAAAUGUGUUUGCCGGUUCAGACACCACUGCCAUCGCUCUGCGAGCUGUCCUCUACCUCCUUCUUCGCAAUCCGGCGGCCAUGGCCAGGCUGAACGCCGAGAUCGAUCAUGCCGACCGAGAGGGGAAACUAAGCAAGCCGGUUUCCUGCCGAGAGUCCACGAGCCACCUGCCUUAUCUGCAGGCAGUUCUCAAGGAGGCAAUGCGACUACACCCAUCCGUCGGGCUGAUACUCGAGCAUGAAGUGCCCAAGGGCGGCAUCACCCUCUGUGACAGGCAUAUUCCCGGUGAAACGGUGGUUGGCAUCAACGCAUGGGUUCUCCACAGGGAUGCCAGGGUCUUCCCAGACCCUGACAAGUUCAUUCCCGAGCGGUGGAUGGACAGCGAUCCGCAGCUGCUGAAGAAGAUGGAACAGAGCUUCUUUGCGUUUGGUGCGGGGUCCCGGACUUGCAUUGGCAAGAACAUCUCGUUUAUCGAGAUGCAUAACAUUAUCCCGCAGCUGUUGCGGGAGUGCGGGAUUCGACUGCACAGCCCAGAAGAGGGGUGGAAGACGAAUAAUCACAUCCGAUUCCCACUUCAAUACCUUCACUUCGUCAGACGGCCUUCUCACAUCCUCACAAUGUCGAAUAGAACCCUGCUUCUCAUUGGCUCCGGCCCCGGUAUUGGUGUCGCCGUUGCAUCCCUCUUUGCCCAGCGGUAUUUUGAUAACAUCGCUCUCUUCGCACGAAACCCCGUCCAGCUGGAGAAGGACCGAGAGACCAUACUCGCUUCAGCAGCGAGCGCCAACCGCUCUGUCACAGUGCAGACCUGGCAGGUCGACAUUGGCGAUCUGCGCCGUCUGGAAGAGGCACUCGCGCAGGUCGCCCAAUUCGGGGAUUUGGAAUGUGUGUAUUUCAAUGCGGCGCGGGUAGCGCCCAGCCCCAUCUUUGAGUUUCCGAUCUCGGGGAUUGAGGAGGAUUUCAGAGUAUCGAAUCUUGCUCUCUAUGCAGUAGCAAAAUGGGCGAUGCCGCUUCUGUGUGCGAAAGCAACGAGCGGGACUGAUUGCCGACCGUCCUUCCUAGUCACGAGUAGCUUGCUCCCUGUCGAUCCCAUUCCGGAGCUUUUUGCGCUAUCUAUGGUCAAGGCCGCUCAGGCGAAUCUGGUCAAGUCGUUGGACAAAGCAUUCACCCCGCAGGGUGUGCAUGUUGGUUUGGUGGUGGUGGGCGGGGAGGUGUCUCCAUCAGCACCAGCGCUGAAUGCAAGGAACAUUGCUGAGCAGGCUUGGAAUUUAUUCGCACAAAAAAGAGAGGCUUGGACGGGACAGGUGACGAUUCUGGAGGAUGGGCGCGUCGAAUGGGAGCCUUCCAUUUGA